AUGCCCGCCCACCUCACCAGACUAGUAAUCCGCAGGAUCCUAUCCAACGAACCCAUUGUCUACCGCGAUUGCCUCUACCGCCGCGCCAAUGCCUGCCUGCAACCACGCGCCCAGAGGAUACGCCGCAAUGGCUUCGCCCAGACGCGCUCAUUCUUCGGCAUGGCGCGCGAGCCUGAGCGCAAAGUCAAAGGCAUCGAUUUAGCCCCGGGACUGGACACGCUGAUCGAGCUCAACCGUGCUCAAACUGGCCAGUCACGUCCACCAGAUCUAGAAAUGCUUUGCAAAGCCUUGGACAAAUUGUUCAGGAAAAAAUAUUUUUCCUCGGAGACCAUGUCAGACGUCGAAGCCGGACAUGCGUUGAAUACUCUCCGUUAUUUAAACGAAAACCGCCCCAAGGAGGAGGAUGUCCUGAACAGGAAAGAUUCCCCUAGGAGCGACGCUCAUCUCGCUCUUACAGAGGAGGUAUUCAAGUUUCUGGAUGCUAUGAGGCCCGAUGGUUGUGAACCCGACAGCUACAACGGAAAGAUGAUUAGGUCUUUGGCAGAAACACUUGAGAUCAUGUCGCAUUACGAGCCUGUGCGAGCUCGCGACUUGUUGGUGGAAAAGUACAAAACAAAUCGCUGGACUAGCCAAAGCCAAAAGCUUCUUGCCCGUCCCUGGGCCUCGGUGUUGCAGGGGCUUUACCAGAAGGGGAACCAUGCUGAAGCACAGAAAACGCUCGAAAUGAUGCAGGAGCUCGAGAUUCCUACCAACAUCAUGAUGCAGGUCAAGGAGACAUUGCUCGGGGUUCACGCCGCGCUUGGAGACCUGGAGAACACGAAGAGGAUUUAUAAUGACUUGUCACAAGGCCCAUCACAAACUGUUGAAAUAGACUCUGGGUCCUGCAAAGCCGUGCUUCAGUGCUGCCUUCAACACGGCGACAGCAAGUGGGCCCAGUCGAUCGUGCGUUCAAUGCUCGAAACCCUCGAGGUGUAUUACCUCGAACCGGCCGACGAUCGCUUGGAUGAGGUGAAAAAGCUGUGGGACGUCUUGUUUUUUUGGGCUGCUGCUUCUGGCAAAGGGGUCGACGAAGUGGAUCGAAUGAUGAACGUCAUGGUUCGGAGGACUUUUGCUGACGGCAGGUCGGCGCAGCCCGACGUCGAGACCAUCAAUGAGCUGGUCUCGUGGUGCAUGUCCCGGAACCAGCUGUAUUUUGCGGAGAGAUACAUCUCUCUCGGCGCCAAGUGGGGGAUCCACCCGAACGCCCUCACUUACUACCUCCAGGUGAAAUACCGGCUUUCUGGCGGCGACAUUGAUGGCGCCCGCGCUGCUUAUAGGCAGCUCCAAGCUGUGGAAUGUUCCAAGGAGAAGGAAGAUAUCCGGGCAGCAAAUGAGCUCAUCCAGGCCAUGUGCGCAUCGCAGAAAUACACCUUCUCCAGCAUCAUGGCCUUGGCCGACGAUCUUACCGAGCGCAAAGGACGCUUCGAGCCCGAGACCGUCUCGGCGCUGAGCGUGCUGCACCUUCGCCGCAACGAGCUCCACGAUGUCAUCGACCUCCUCCAGACUCACGCCUUUCACUUCUCGGAAGCCGAGCGCCGCAAGAUCGCCGACUCGCUCGUGGCAAUGGUCUUGGACCGCGCCCACACGUCCACCGCGCGCGCCUGGGACACGUACAUCAUCGCGCAAUCCAUCUUCGCCGAGCUGCCGCGCUCCGCGCGCACCCAGAUCAUGCGCGAGUUCUUCGACCGCGGCCGCGCCGACAUGGCCUGCCACGUCUUCACCCACAUGCGCGAGCUCGACCACCCGGACACGCGCGCCACGGCCGACACGUACGUCGUCGCGCUGACGGGCAUCGCCGAGUUCGCCGCGGCCCGCGUCGCAGCCACAGACAACAUCGACGUCGACGCCGACGCAGCAGACGCCGAGGCCGAGUACGACGACGACGAGUCGCGCGCCCACGAGUGCCGCUCGCUGCUGGACGCGGUCCACAACGCCAUGAAGCUCGACCUCGACCUCGAGCCCAGCACGCGCCUCCGCAACGCCCUCAUGCUCGCCUACACGGCCGCUGGCCAGCCCGCCCGCGCCUGGAGCUUCUGGGAGGACAUCGUCAACUCGCGCGAAGGGCCUAGCUUCAACUCUAUCCCGAUCGCUUUCCGCGCUUGCGAGCGCAUGCCCGUCGACGGCGAGCGCCACGCCCGCGCGCUGUGGGCUCGCCUCCGCAAGGUUGAUGUCGAGAUUACGAAGCCUAUCCUCGCUGCCUACGUCGGCGCGCUCGCGGGAAAUCAGAAUACCGAUGCUGCGAAGGAGGUCCUGCUUAAGUGCGAGAGGGACUUUGGGUUGAGGCCGGAUACGUUUAUACUGGGAACGCUGUUCAAUGCCGCGUACGGCGUUUCGAGACAGGGAGACCUGGAGCGCUGGAUCCAGGCCAAGUUUCCAACCCAGUGGGUGGAGCUGAAGAGGUUGGGUGCCAGGAAGAUGGAUGAUGGGCCAAGGUUGUUCAAUAUCGAUCGUCGGUUGACGCCGUAA
Lasiodiplodia theobromae is the source of this 2505-nucleotide messenger RNA. RefSeq names its product Complex i intermediate-associated protein 84 protein. The record is from RefSeq and is a predicted model, not a curated record. The transcript has 3 exons. NCBI's taxonomy places the organism in Eukaryota, Fungi, Ascomycota, Dothideomycetes, Botryosphaeriales, Botryosphaeriaceae. Bases 1 to 2505 code for a protein of 834 amino acids. Gene Ontology annotation, molecular function: protein binding.